CAGACGAAGACACAAGCCAAACUCCUGUGAAAGACAACAAUAAAGAAUUUUUCACAAUGGGCGAGAGUGAACUAUGCACUGCGUAGAUCAUACAUAAAAAUAAAGAACGAUGAGAGUGAACUAUGCACUGCAUAGAUCAUACCAUGCACUCGCAGCAACUGCUUCCCAAAUCCCAUCUUUACCCUCCCAAGCCCAUAGUUUAACAAAUUACACCCAUUACCUUCGUCUCCUUUCGUCAUGCAAGUACCUCAAAUCAAUGCUUCAAGUCCAUGGCCGUUUGAUAGUCUCAGGCAUCGGUGAAGACCACGACACACUUUCCCAUCUCAUCAAUUCAUACUCUUUGUUUAACAAAUGUGUUUUUGCUCGCUCCGUUUUCGAAUUCACGCCAAACCCAUCUGUUACUUUGUGGAAUUCAAUGAUAAGAGCUUAUGCGAGGUCAAACCAAUGCAAGGAAGCUCUCAAUAUGUACCAUUGCAUGUUAGGGGAAGGACAUGAACCUGACAAGUAUACCUUCACUUUUGUUUUGAAAGCUUGUACCGGUGCUUUAGACUUGCAGGAGGGUGUCCUGGUUCACCGUGAAAUUGCCCGUAGGCGACUAGAAUGUGAUGUGUUUAUAGGGACUGGUCUUGUUGAUAUGUACUGUAAAAUGGGUGAUUUGAAAAGUGCAAGAGAGGUGUUUGAUUGUUUGCCGAAGAAGGAUGUGGUGGCUUGGAACACAAUGAUUGCAGGGUUGUCACAAAGUGAGGAUCCUCGUGAGGCGUUUGGAUAUUUUUGGAGUAUGCAGUUGGGGGGUGUUAAGCCCGACUCAGUGAGCUUGUUGAACUUGGUUCCAGCUGUUUCAAGUUUAGCAGAUAUUGAUUCUUGUAGGUCUAUUCAUGGAUAUGUGGUUAGGAGGAAUUUUCGUUCUGCCGUUUCAAAUGGGUUGAUAGAUAUGUACUCCAAGUGUGGAGACGCAAUAGCUGCUCGCCGGGUUUUUGAUCAGAUGCGGGGGCGAGAUGAUGUGUCGUGGAAGACAAUGAUGGCAGGCUACGUGUUUAAUGGGUUUUUCCUUGAGGUUUUGAAGUUAUUUGAUAGGAUGAAAGAAGAGAAUCUUAAGAUUGAUAAGUUGUCUGCUGUAAGUGUUCUAUUGGCUGCUGCAGAGAUGAGAAAUCUAGAGAAAGGGAAGGAGAUCCAUGAUUUUGCUAUUCAACAAGGGAUAGAUUCAGAUGUUUUGGUUGCUACUCCUAUCAUGACCAUGUAUGCAAAGUGCGGAGAAUUAGAGAAGGCCAAACAAUUGUUCAAGGGACUUCAGCGGAGGGAUCUAGUUGCUUGGUCUGCUUUUAUAUCUGCUUGUGUCCAAUCUGGUUACCUCGAAGAAGCAUUGUCUCUAUUUCGAGAUAUGCAGAAUGACAAUACGAAACCAGAGAACGUAACUCUGCUGAGUAUCCUUCCAGCAUGUGCAGAACUGUCGUCUACAAGAUUAGGCAAAAGUGUGCACUGCUAUGCUAUUAAGGCUGACUUUCAUUCUGUUAUUUCAACAGGAACAGCCCUAGUAUCCAUGUAUUCGAGAUGGGGAUUAUUUACUUCGGCACUGAACGUUUUCAAUAGAAUGCCGUGUAAAGAUGCCGUGACAUGGAAUGUUUUAAUAAAUGGGUAUGCACAGAUUGGUGACCCAUACCAUGCGAUGGAAAUGUUCCUUAAAUUACAGCUAUCUGGAGUACACCCAGAUGCAGGAGCCAUGGUGGGUUUGCUCCAUGCUUUUUCUCUGUUAAAUGACCUACACCAAGGCCGCUGCGUUCAUGGGCAAAUUAUAAGGACUGGAUUUGAAUUUGACUGUCCUGUAAGGAAUGCUCUCAUUGACAUGUACGCAAAAUGUGGACGGCUUUCCUCCGCUGAAUUCUUGUUCUACAAAAUGGAGUUUGCUAAGGAUGAAGUAUCUUGGAAUGUAAUAAUUGGAGGAUACCUACAGAACGGACGUGCGAAGAAAGCUAUGUCCGCCUUUUUCCUGAUGAAAUUGGAGAACUUUCGGCCUAACUUAGUCACAUUUGUGAGUAUCCUUCCGGCAGUGGCAUAUUUGGCUGCCUUAUGUGAAGGCAUGGCUUUUCAUGCCAGCAUUAUCCGGAUGGGAUUUCUGUCUAAUACACCAGUUGGGAAUAGUCUUAUUGAUAUGUAUGCUAAAUGUGGGAGGCUCGAUUCUUCAGAGAAAUGUUUUAAUGAGAUGGAAAACAGAAACACAGUUUCAUGGAAUGCAAUGCUUGCAGGGUAUGCAGUGCAUGGGCAAGGCGACAGUGCCAUUGCACUUUUCUCUCUUAUGCAAGAGAGUCGUGUUCAAGUUGAUUUUGUGUCUUUCAUCAAUGUUUUGUCUGCUUGUAGGCAUGCAGGCUUGAUAGAAGAAGGAAGGAAGAUUUUUGAGUCCAUGCAUCAAAAGCACCAUCUUCAUCCAGCGCUGGAACACUAUGCUUGCAUGGUAGAUCUUCUUGGGCAUGCUGGGUUAUUUGAUGAGAUAUUGAUUUUGAUUAGGACAAUGCCAAUAGAGCCUGAUGCUGGAGUUUGGGGAGCCUUAUUGGGUGCUUGUAAAAUGCAUUCUUAUAUCAAGUUGGGAGAAGUUGCGCUGCAACAGCUUGUUAAACUUGAACCUGAAAACCCAACGAAUCACGUAGUUUUAUCAAGUAUAUUUGCUGAAUGUGGUAGGUGGGGUGAUGAGGGCAGCACAAGGUAUAGGAUGAAUGAGUCUGCGUUGAAGAAAACCCCAGGAUGUAGUUGGGUUGAGAUUAAAAACAAGGUCCAUGCAUUCAGAGCCGGUGAAAGGAGGCUGAGCCACUUGCAAUUUGAACAUGCUUCUGCUUUGGAGUAAUUCUUUUAGAAAAUGAAAGGUGAAUGCCUGAGAGGAGCUAUGUAUAUGACUUACUAGAGGAAAAAAAAAAAAAAACAGAAGCCUU
Molecule: messenger RNA, 2918 nt
Organism: Corylus avellana
Lineage: Eukaryota; Viridiplantae; Streptophyta; Magnoliopsida; Fagales; Betulaceae
Product: Pentatricopeptide repeat (PPR) superfamily protein
Biological process (GO): RNA modification
Cellular component (GO): intracellular membrane-bounded organelle
Molecular function (GO): RNA binding; protein binding
Source: RefSeq, a predicted model, not a curated record